AUGAUACGUGAGAUUACGACAUAUCAGAGUGAAGCUAUGAUACGUGAGAUUACGACAUAUCAGAGUGAAGCUAUGAUACGUGAGAUUACGACAUAUCAGAGUGAAGCUAUGAUACGUGAGAUUACGACAUAUCAGAGUGAAGCUAUGAUACGUGAGAUUACGACAUAUCAGAGUGAAGCUAUGAUACGUGAGAUUACGACAUAUCAGAGUGAAGCUAUGAUACGUGAGAUUACGACAUAUCAGAGUGAAGCUAUGAUACGUGAGAUUACGACAUAUCAGAGUGAAGCUAUGAUACAGCAAACCGAAAGAACAAAUUAA
Messenger RNA from Brugia malayi, 318 nucleotides. RefSeq lists its product as uncharacterized. The record is from RefSeq and is a predicted model, not a curated record. The transcript has 2 exons. Bases 1 to 318 code for a protein of 105 amino acids. Lineage: Eukaryota; Metazoa; Nematoda; Chromadorea; Rhabditida; Onchocercidae.